Molecule: messenger RNA, 852 nt
Organism: Prunus mume (Japanese apricot)
Lineage: Eukaryota; Viridiplantae; Streptophyta; Magnoliopsida; Rosales; Rosaceae
Product: zinc ion-binding protein
Source: RefSeq, a predicted model, not a curated record
AUCUCUUCUCUUUAUAUUUAAGUCUCUCUCUCUUUCUCUCUUUCUCUUUCUCUCCUUUUAGUCUCUCUGUAUAUCUUUUCUCUCUGCUUGGGUUUGGUUUUUUGGGUUCUUGGGUUUGUUCCUGAUACAGAGAAAAUAUUCUGUGUGUUAAUUAAAGGGUUCGUAGCUCUUGAAUUGCUUCAAGAAAAAUCAGCCAUGGUGGAUCUUCAAACUGUCUGCUGCAUGUGUGGUGACGUGGGUUUUCCUGACAAGCUCUUCCGCUGCAACAAAUGCCGCAACCGCUUUCAACACUCGUAUUGUAGUAACUUUUAUAGCGAGUACGCGGAGCCAAUUGAACUGUGCGAUUGGUGCCGAAGUGAUCAAGAGAGAAGCACCGCGAGGCACGGUGGCUCUUCCAAGAAAUCGAGCAUGGUGGGAGGAGUUGAGACCGGAGGCGCUUCGAGCCGGUCCGAAUAUUCCGGUGACCACAAGAUCAAGCAACACGAUCAUCAACAGCACCGUGAUCAUCAAGACGGUGGCGGCAGCGGCAGCGGGGAGAAGGCUAGUAAGAACAGCGGCGUGCCGUCACCAAGACCCACUGCACGAAGGUACAAGCUUCUCAAGGAUGUAAUGUGUUAAGACAGCUUAAGAUUGUGUGUGUGUGAGUGUGAUAUCAAAACAGCUAGCCAUGAUGAUCAGCAGCCUCGUCAAACUAAAAGGGUUUAAGUGUUUAUAGAAGUAGAUUAUGUUAAUUAUAUAUAUAACUUGUUUUCCAUAUGGGGGGUCUAGUGUUUUGUUUUCUUAAUUUGUGGUGUGGUUUUUCAGUAAUUAAGUUAUAAAUAAAAUAACGUAAGCUUUGUUGGGAUCAAUGAA